Haliotis rubra (blacklip abalone) is the source of this 2384-nucleotide messenger RNA. Its product is annotated as zinc finger protein 160-like. Gene Ontology annotation, biological process: regulation of transcription by RNA polymerase II. The record is from RefSeq and is a predicted model, not a curated record. NCBI's taxonomy places the organism in Eukaryota, Metazoa, Mollusca, Gastropoda, Lepetellida, Haliotidae. The transcript has a single exon. Bases 82 to 1779 code for a protein of 565 amino acids. Gene Ontology annotation, molecular function: DNA-binding transcription factor activity; RNA polymerase II cis-regulatory region sequence-specific DNA binding.
GGAUUCACAGUGGUGUCAAGCCUUUCAAGUGUGGUGAAUGCGGGGAAAGAGUAUGGUCAAGCAGGUACCCUGAGGUUCCACAUGAGAAGUCACACUGGAAUCAAGCCUCAUAAGUGUGAUGAGUGUGGAAAAACUUUUUCUGUAAGAGCAACUUUAGAGGGACACAAGAGGAUUCACAGUGGUGUCAAGCCUUUUAAGUGUGCUGAAUGUGGGAAGGAGUAUGCUCGAGCCGAUAGCCUGCAGUCUCACAUGAUGCUUCACUGUGGAAUCAAGCCAUACAAGUGUGAGGAGUGUGGGAGACGAUUUACACUGAGAAGAUACCUGGAGACACACAAAAGGAUUCACAGUGGUAUCAAGCCUUAUAAGUGUGAUGAAUGUGGUAAGGAGUAUGCUCGAGCCGAUAGUCUGAGGUCUCACAUGCUGAGCCACAGUGAAGACAAGCCUUAUAAGUGUAGUGAAUGUGGGAAAGAGUUUAUACGAGCUGACAGACUGCAAUCUCACAUGCUGAGUCACAGUGGACUCAAGCCUUACAAGUGCGAGGAAUGCGGGAAAACAUUUCCAGUAAGAGAUACUCUAAAGACACACAUGAAGAUUCACAGUGAUAUCAAGCCAUUUAAGUGUGAUGAAUGUGGGAAAGAGUAUGCUCGAGCCGAUAGCUUGAGGUCUCACAAGCUGAAUCACAGUGGAUUCAAGCCAUUUAAGUGCAGUGAGUGUGGGAAAGCGUUUUCAUUAAAGGACUCUCUGAAGACGCACAUGAGGAUUCACAGUGAUAUCAAGCCUUUUAAUUGUGAUGAAUGUGGGAAAGAGUUUGCACGAGCUGAUAGUUUGAGGUCUCACAUGAUGCAUCACAGUGGACUUAAACCUCACAAGUGUGAUGAAUGUGGGAAAACAUUUACACUAAGAAGAUACCUGAAGACCCACAUGGGGAUUCACAGUGGUAUCAAGCCAUAUAAAUGUGAUGAAUGUGGGAAACAGUUUACAAGAGCUGACAGACUGCAGUCUCACAUGACGCAUCACAGUGGAGUGAAGCCGUACAAGUGUGAUGACUGUGGAAAAACUUUUUCGUUAAAAGAUACUCUGAAGACACACAUGAGGAUUCACAGUGAUAUCAAGCCAUUUAAAUGUGGAGAAUGUGAUAAAGAGUUUGCACAAGCAGCUGGCCUGCAGACACACAUCAAGAGUCACAAUAGUGAGAAGUCUUAUGAGUGUAGCGAGUGUGGGAAAACAUUUACACAAAGCAGAUAUCUGAAGACACACUUAAGGAUUCACAGUAGUGUUAAACCUUUUAAGUGUGGUGAAUGUGGUAAAGAGUUUGCAAGAGCCGAUAGACUGCAGUCUCACAUGAUGCAUCACAGUGGAGUUAAGCCAUAUAAGUGUGACGACUGUGGAAAAACGUUUCCAUUGAGAGAUACUCUGAAAACCCACAUGAGAAUUCACAGUGAUAUCAAGCCAUUUAAAUGUGAUGAAUGUGGGAAGGAGUUUGCACAAGCAUCAACCCUGCAGACACACAUUCAGAGUCACAAUAGUGAGAAGUCUUAUGAGUGUAGUGAGUGUGGGAAAACAUUUACACAAAGACGAUAUCUGAAGACACACUUGAGGCUUCACAGUGGUAUCAAGCCUUUUAAGUGUGGUGAAUGUGGUAAAGAAUUUGCAAGGGCUGACAGACUGCAAUCUCACAUGCUGAGUCACAGUGGACAAAAACCUCAUAAGUGUAGUGAAUGUGGGAAAACAUUUAAACUAAGUAGUAAUCUAAGAAAACAUGUAAUGCAUCACAGUUGAAUGAAGCCUAGUAAGGAUAGUGAGUGCAGACAUUCAUUUUUGCAAAUAUGUAAGCUUCGGUCAUUCAGACAACAUGAGCAGUCACAUUAUAAUUAAUCCCCUUGACUACAAUGUGUGUUGAAAAGGGUUACCAACAUCAUGAUGCAUGAAGAUGCAUCAGCAGAGGCUUCAUGGUGGAAUCAAGAUGGCAGUUACAGAAUCAAAAGCCUGACGAAAUAUGAAAGACUGAAUCAUUCAUGGAUUCUUGCCAUGAAUUUUUAUGGGACAGAUUCACAACAUCAGUUAGCCAAAGACAGACCAAGGGUAUCAUCAUCAAAGUCCUGUCCUGAAAGUGUGGUGAGAGUUGAUGGAACAUCAAGUUGUCUGAAGACACUCGGAGAGCAUCAUCAUGGAAUCCUGCCCUGAAAGUGCGGCGAGAGUCGGAGGAACAUUCACAGCAUCAAGUUGUCUGAAGAUACACAGAGGGCAACGUCAUGGAUUCCUGUUCUGAAAAUGCGGGACACAUUCACAGCUUCAAGUUAUCCAGCCCAAGAUUGUCGACAGUGUGAUCAAAGGGUAUUGAGUAACGUUAUACCUCUCUACUACACGUAAUUUAAUGACGUCAG